Periophthalmus magnuspinnatus is the source of this 1883-nucleotide messenger RNA. It is a transcript of the gene spsb3b, whose product is annotated as splA/ryanodine receptor domain and SOCS box containing 3b. Gene Ontology annotation, cellular component: SCF ubiquitin ligase complex. The record is from RefSeq and is a predicted model, not a curated record. Gene Ontology annotation, biological process: proteasome-mediated ubiquitin-dependent protein catabolic process. Gene Ontology annotation, molecular function: protein binding. Bases 113 to 1435 code for a protein of 440 amino acids. The transcript is spliced from 7 exons. Lineage: Eukaryota; Metazoa; Chordata; Actinopteri; Gobiiformes; Gobiidae.
UACGUGCAGGCAAAGGGCGUGGAAAAGUAAUGUUUACGUCCGGCCCGUAGAGAAGUGGGACAGGGUUCAUAGCGCACCUGUCACAGUCAGAUCUGGACCACAUUGGAAUCAAAUGAGCCACUGCAAGACAGCGUCCAAGAAGACCACCGCAAGAGUCGCCAUGCUGAGAAGGGUCCGGAAUGGCAGAGCACGCCUGGCCUGGGCUGAGACCCAGAGAGAGGUAGAUACCAUGGCCCUGAUCCAGACAUGGGACAGAGCAGAGGAAGAGCAACACGGAGCAACACAGAUUGGUGAGCUGCCCGUCGUUGGUCACCUGGAACCUGUCCCUGAGGUGCUAGCUCUGCCCAGUACAGUCCCAGUGACAGGGGAGUCUUUCUGCCAGUGUCAGCAGCAUGACGAGACCACUCUGGGGGCCAUUCUCAGUGGGUUCAACCUCAUCAGUGACUGCCGGUGUGGAGAGGAGGAUCAAGAUUUUGACUGGGUCUGGGAUGAAAAGUGCAAUGCCGCCGGAGCAUUCUUGAGUUGUGAGAACAGGAAAGUGACUUUUCACUCAGACUACAGCUGUGGGACAGCUGCCAUUAGGGGAAACAAGGAGCUCACAGAGGGACAGUACUUCUGGGAGGUGAAGAUGACCUCACCUGUCUAUGGAACAGAUAUGAUGGUGGGAAUUGGAACAUUGGAAGUGAACUUGGAGAAGUUUAAAUACAGCUUUGGAAGCUUCUUGGGUCAUGAUGAAGACAGCUGGGGUCUCUCCUACACAGGUCUGUUCCAGCACAAAGGGAACAAAGUCAGGUUCUCCUCUCGGUUUGGUCAAGGGUCCAUAAUUGGAGUUCAUCUGGACACGUGGCAUGGUACUCUGACCUUCUACAAGAAUCGCCACUGCAUAGGUGUUGCUGCCACUAAGUUACCAAAUAAGAAGUUCUACCCCAUGGCGUGUUCCACUGCAGCCAAGAGCAGUAUGAAGGUGAUCCGUGCCUGCUACACACCAACCUCGCUGCAGUACCUGUGCUGUGUUCAGCUCCGCCACAUGUCCCCCCAGUGCCCAGAUGUGCUGAGUGCUCUGGACGUGCCACCUGGUCUGCACAGCUUCCUCAGGGCACAGAUGGGCUGGGUGUUCUCCCUGAACAACAGCACUCAAAAUAAUGACACUUUAGAGCCCAGUGUGGAGUUAUCUGACAUUUAUUAUGAAGACAUGAGUCUGCCUUCCAGUACGAGCAUCAGUCCAAUCCCCAGCCCAGUGCCCAGUCUGAGUGCAUGUGUCUCCCUCAGCCCCUGUUCCAGCCUGUUUGACCCUAUCCCGCACCAGUGUCCCUGUGAGACAGUCCACACUCACUCAUGUACCUGCCUCUGCCCCCCCACCCCACCCAGCAGCGACUACGACAGCUGCUGCUCUGAGCCGGAGGAUUAUCAGAGGAAAAGGUGCCGCUGGACAUGACCACAGUAUUUACUCUAUUUGUUUAAAAUCUCUACCUUUGCCAUUGAUGUCUACUGAUGUCUGAAGUCAGAAAGAGAAACAUGCAUGUGUAGCUUAUACAACUAAUUAAGUUGUAAACUGAUGAACAACUCAUUUUGAAAUGAUUAAUGAAUUCUUAAGAAUGAAUGUAGUAGGCAAAAUAUUUGAUACCAAAAUGUGUUAAAAUAACUUAUAACUUGCACUUUAAUCAUUAGGAACCAUGUUCCUAUAGUUUUUGUCUUUGAAAGUUUUAAAUGCCAUUACAGACAACUGGAAGUAUAACAAGUCUGCAUGCUACUCAGGAACAGGACACUGGGGAAAUAACUUUUCAUACUCUGUUUUGUAAACAGAAAUUUUGUUUUAACAGUAAUGUUUUGUUUACCUUUUUUACUUAAUGUUCUUAAAUUAAAAGAAUACAUUUUACCACUUA